UCGACCAUUCGAUAGUGUCAGGAAGUCUACUACACUAGUUAUAACAUUAACUCCAACCCUGGUCUGAAUAUGUUGGCUGUCGAAAUCAACAUGUGUGUAUCACGUGUGAACCAUCUCAUGUUAUCCAUGAACUGAUCGCUGAUUCUUCUGUUAGUCCCAAGAAUAUUGCACCCGCAUUCUACCAGAUUUUUAAGAUCUAGUGGAGUAUUUACUACAUCAGCGGCGAUUUUCUCUCAAGAUGAGUAUUUCUGAAAAUGACAAGAGAUGGAUGGUUGUUCUGAUCGCCGCCGACAAAAUUGUAGCUCCAUUGUUGAGGGAUUUUGGGGAAAAAGAAUUUGUAAAACUGUAUCAUUUUUUAGAUGAUCAUUUACUGAAUAUUUCGCCACCCUGCAAUCUAAAUACAUUGACGUAUUCAAUAUGUCACCCACCUCCCCCUCACCUCGAAGGCUUAAAAUUUAAAAACAUCAACAACAAUGAUGGAAAGACCAAACCGACCUACAACUACGCGGUGAACAGCCCGGUGGAUCUUGCCAAGCUAUAUCUUCCUGCUUACCUUGCAAAGUUUGCGGCAUUUGACAAUUCCAUGGAUAUGAGCGCUGUUCUUCGCCUUCUAGGGUAUGACAAAUACCCCACCCAAGUAUUUGUCUCGUCAAAUCCUUUCCUAGAUCUUAAAUUACUGGCCGAUGAUGUCAAGAAUAAUGUUAGAAAUCUUGGUGCUCAUUAUGAUGAGAGUAUCUGGACAGAACUUUUCAUACAUCAGUGCUUCGAAAAGCUCGUGGCUUUAGUUGAGGCUCUUGUGUUACCUGCCGAUCAAGAGAAGCGUACUUUGGAUCAACUUCACCAGUGGGAAACAAAUGGCUGGGAGCUGAUCAUAGCCAAAGAUAUGAGUGACCUCGUAGACACUUUCUUCCAAAACCAAGAAGCAAUGAAAGAUACACUAGAGGAACAUGAUGAAUUGCUUAUUAACGUGGUUGAAAACACGAGAAGGCUUUCAUCCAUCGUUAUGGCUAUUUCGGAUGGAAUCGAUUCGUUGAGGGAGCGAGUAGUUUUGCUAGAGGAAAGACAUAAUGCGCUGAAAAGAUUUUUUGAAGAAGUUUUUGGAACGAUGAGAGUUAACCGAAUCAGUAAUGCCUGUGGUCAACUCGGAGCUCCAGUGGUCAGCACCUCAAGUUCAUUCUCGAGUACCAGUGCUAUGUCAGCAGAUUCUAUGUCAGCAGAAGCACGCCAUAUGAAUGAGGAAAGUGUUGUUGAUGAGAUAUCUGAAGGCUCUACCUCUAGUGGAAUAUCAGAAAAUUUCAUCGAUUUUGGAAGAGAUGAUUUGUCGCUGCCUGAAAACCAACUUCACUUGCGUGGUCAAGAACAUAUCCGUGUGGAACGCAUUACUCCACAGGUCGUUCUUUUGAAGGUUCAGAAUGGUGCGCCAUUUAAAAUUGAAUUUAACGGAAAGCUUCCUGAAGAGAUGGAAUCCGGAAUAGUUGAUUUUGAAGAGUUAACAACGGGAGUACCCGUAAAAAAAUUGAAUGAAAGCAGCUUGGGGGGAAAUACUCUCCCAUACUCACCUAAAGAAGGGGUUUUUAAAGUAAAAGUCUACUCGCCAUACCGUAAAGAGUGCUUGGGGGAGACAACAAUUACAUACAUAGAUUUAAUAGAAGAGGCAUUGAAACAAGCAGUUAGUGACCCCCAGACAAUGCGGAAAUUCCUUGAGGCUGCCAUUCCAUCCCUGAAUGAAUUUUCCGGUAGAAGUAGUAGCAACACAGCAAGUUCUACAAAUGCUGGGUCUUCUGGUGGAGAAAUAUCUUCAUUGUCAGCUCAGCUCCUGCGUAGGUUCAUCUAUGCAGCAGCUAAAGUAAACGCUCUUUGGUUUAUUCGACUCAUCUUUGACCAGCCCGCGGGAAGAACAGCAUUUGAUCUAUACAAAGGAAGACUGCUUUUACCAGAAUAUGUGGCUUUAGCCAAUGGUCACAGUGAAACCGCCAAAUACCUGAGAGAUGUGACCAAAAGAUACUCAGACAGUGAGAGAACAGAUGAAGAGAAGUUGAACAACAUCGAUUGGCAGGGAAUCGUUACAGCAAUUAAGGCAACACAAGAAAAUCCGAACGUCUGUAGCGAGAUCGUCAAAACUGAAAAAAGCUCACAAAUUCAUGAAGGUCAAGCUGAUGAUUUGAAGCCCAGUGUUUCAUUUCAACAAGUACGUGAAAAAGAACCAUGGCUAAGCCUCAGUGACGAACAGCUGAAUUACUUGAAGUUUGCAUUCAUUGUAACCAACGAAUUUCCUAAAGUUAUGCGUCCAACGUUUCGAACCAUGUGGGACAACACUUUUGGACAUCUUCCUGGUUUUAAACUGUGGGAUGACUCCACGGAAGUGAGAAAUUUGUUUCUAACUACAGAGGGUCGCAGAACCAAGGUUCCCACAGACCUCUCAUAUGAAAAAUGGAGUUUGUUCCACCUGACUCAUGCGACCAUCUUCGCUCGAUCCUUCGCCUUGCCAGAUAGUGCGGGUCAUCCCAGGACACUCUAUGAGCUGUACGUGAGACCUCGUGGAGUGGUGCCUGGUACUCUCCAUUCGUCAGUGACGAGCCCGGCUGGAUGUGCUGUAGAAUCUUCAGCACUCGCCAUUGAUCAGCUUCGAUUGCUGAGAUUUCAGUUCGCCCACUCAAGUAGGGCUGAACUUGAUAAACUAACAUUUGACCGUUCCGUGCAGCUAACUAAAGAAGCUUUCAUCGCUCUUGGAUUUGAGACAGACCAAAUUGAUGCUAUCGCAUUGAACGCGUUAAACUCGUCCACUCUAAAGCUUUCGAGACAGGAGACUCGUGCCGAUGUCAAGUUUCUAGAAGGCCUCAGUUCAAGUCUUGAAGCUAUGAGAAAUUUGUUGCAUGAGGUCAAGGAAAAUAUGAGAGGUACCGAAAGUGAAGAGAUCAUUGCCAUGUUGGGGCAAAAGAUUGACGAUUUGGAGAAAGAACAAGAUCAGUCAGACGCCUCUAGCGAGAUCGUCGAAACUGAAAAAGGCACAAAUAGUCGUAGAGGUCAUGGUGACGAUUUUAAGCCUACUUUUUCAUUUCAACAAGUAAAUGAAGAACAACCCCGGCAAGGGUACAGUGACGAACAGCUGAACUACCUGAAGUUUGCAUUCAUUGUACUUAACGAAUUCCCUAAAGCUAUACGUCAAGCGUUUCGAACCACCUGGGACAACACUUUUGGAUAUCUUCCUGGUUUUCAACUGUGGGAUGACUCCGCGACAGUGAGAAAUUUGUUUCUUGCUGUAGAGGGUGGCAAAACCAAGGUUCCCGUACACCUCUCCUAUGAAGAAUGGGAUCUUGUCGCCCUGUUUCAGGCGACCAUCUUCGCACGAUCCUUCGCCUUGCCAGAUAGUAGAGGUCAUCACAGGACACUCGCUGAGCUGUACGUGAAACCUCGUAAACUUCCGCAUGGUUCUUUCCAUUCAUUACUGGCGAGUCCGGUUGGAUGUGGUUUAGAAUCCUUAGCACUCGCUAUUGAUCAGCUUCGAAGGCUGAAAAAUCAGCUCUGCCACUCAGUUAGGGCUGAAAUUGAUAAAGUAACAUUUGACUAUUCCGUGCAGCUAGCUAAAGGAGCUUUCAUGGCUCUUGGAUUUGAGACAGACCAAAUUGAUGCCAUCGCUUUGCAAGCGUUAGACCCGUCCUCUCUAGAGCAUUGCAAAGUAGAGGAUGGUAUCAAACAGGCGAUUCGUGCUGAUGUCAAGUUUCUAGAUGGCUUCAGUUCAAGUCUUGAAGCUAUUAGAAAGUUGUUCCAAGCGGUCAAGGAAACUGUGGGAGGCACCGAAAGUGAAGAGAUCAUUGCCAUGUUGGGGCAGACGAUUGACGAUUUGGAGAAAGAACAAGCUCAGUCAGCUGAUAACCGCAUCGAUAAUCCACCAAAAAUGAGCCUCACCGUUCCGAAGAUGUGUGAUAUUAAAGUGUUCAUGAAGAGGUGGAGUGAUGUCCAACUUCCCAUAGAUAUUCUCCUAUCAACUGUCGAAGAGUGCGAGUUUCUGAGUGCCUUUGUUUACCUUCAAAAUCCUUUUCAAAGCUAUCAUGAGGAUCUAGGACAUGUGUAUUUUGGAAAAAUCGGUCAACUUACGGUGGCUUUGGUUAAGUGCGGAGGGGAAACAAUGCCUGUUGACAGUGCCAUUUACUCCAAAAAUGCUAUCAUGAAAAUGAGACCGAAAGCAGUAUUUUUGGUUGGUGUUUGCUGUAGUCUCAAUUCCACAAAAGCUCGCUUAGGAGAUGUUUUCAUAACAUCAAAGCUAGCAACACACAGCCAAAGGGGCAUGAGAGCUCUCGAAAGCAAAACUUCUUCGCUCCUCAUACGACAUGCUGGUGAUGGAUGGAUGGCACCUUUACAUGAUCCCGAUGACGGAGUAGUGAGGAUUCACCGCGACGGUGUCUUGCUGAGCGUCCAGGACAGGAAUAUGUGCGAAGAACUGAUUCAAGCCCAUCCUGAUGCGACUGCCAUUGAGGUGCAAGAUGCCUUAGCAACAGCCAUUACUGACCUAAAAGUUGAAUGCAUUGCUGUAAAGGGGAUUUCACACUAUGGAGGUGCCGGUAAAGAGUCUGAGAGCUGGAAGAACUUUGCCAGCGUUAUGGCAGCUUCUGUUGUUGCCCAUGUUUUGAAGGAUAGGGUGGUUUUUGAAAGCUGGCCUCACUUUCAAGCAGGUACUCUGCCAGGCUCACGUCUACCUCCUAGAGAUACAAACUUCGUUGGCCGUGCAAGAGAGUGUGAAGAGAUCAUUGAGUGCUCUGCUCGUGAAAAUACUCGACUAGUGUCGAUUUUUGGCCCACCUGGAUUUGGAAAAACGUCGGUGGCUAAUGCCGUGGCACAUAAACUAGAAUCCCUGGGAUUACCAGUAUACUUCUUCUCUUUACGACGACUUCAGUCAAUAUCCGAUCUAACGGCAGAGCUUCUCAUCCUUUUUGAAGAUACUGUUCCCAUUUGCCAAACUCCUCCGUUUGUAUCGAAUCACGACCAAAUUUUACAGCGCCUCAGUUUAAUUUCGGAACGCAUUGUGCUUAUUUUAGAUGAUGCUGAUACGUUGUUAGACACUGCGGAUUUCUUAUAUUUUCUUCAAGAUGUCCUUAGCCGAGCCAAGCAGCUUAAACUCAUCAUAACCGCUAGGAAAUCAUUCAAGUCAUUGCAGUUUCAGAGUCACGAAGCAGUUCGAAUCGGACCUUUAGAUGAGUCGUCAGCUCAAGAGUUGGUUUCUAAAUUACUACCAGACGCGACUGCCUCUGACUGCACUCAGCUCUUGCAAAUCUGUACGAAUGUACCUUUACUCCUGAGGACUAUCUGUAAUUUAAUUUCUGAGGGAAAUGGUUCAAUAAAUAGCUACCUAGAUCUCCUCGGGGAGCGUCCACUCGGUCGAUUGCUGGGCAGCGAUUUUUCAUUAAGUUUUCUUUGUAAUGACGCGUUCCGAGGACUCUCUGCAAAGGAAAAGGGCACUUUGGUCUCCUUGAGUGUUUUUCCAAACGACUUUUAUGUAAAAGCCGCUGCAGCUGUUAUGGGAAUAACAAGAAUCCCCGAGGCUAAGAGGAUACUACGUAAUCUACAAAAUAAAUCUCUUCUCGAAUCUGAUUCCAAACUUGGAUCCUUCUCGAUGCACCCACUAAUUCGGUCACUGGCCCAAGAAAUAGGAGAAACGGAACUAAAGGGAACGCUAAUCGCCUCAGAGACUCGAUUCCGUGAGUUUUACAUCUCUCAAUUCGCGUGGCUGAAUGAGAAAUUCCUUAAAGGGGAUUCCGUGAUGGCGUCUGUUACAUUCUACGAAGAUGAGGAGAAUAUAAUUCAAUCUCUAAAACUGCGCCCUGGAUCAGAUUCCAAAACAGCUGAGGUUGUGUUUAAGGUACUUGUCCAUGCGGAGUUGUUUCUACACUCACUCUUUUGGACUGACGAAGACAGAUUCGUUUCUAUUUACGAUUCUGCUGUGAAGGCAGCUGAAACCCUUGGCGAGAAAGAGUUUCACCGGGAAUUGCUCGUUUCCUCGGCUUUCAGUGAAAUAACACGGGGCACGCAAAGAGGUAGGCAGUUGCUUUAUGAAGCAAAACACUUGCAAACAGCGGCUCUCUCGACGUCUGCUCGAGAGAAAGGGAAACUCUUGUGCUAUUUAGGUAUCUACCACCUUUUUACCGGUGAGACAGAAGAAGGACUGCACUGUUUACAGACGUCCCUUCCCAAGAUGGAGGUGAACCUCGAGGAAACAGUUCUUAGGCUUAUUAUUUCUCAAGUCCUUUACUUGUAUGAUAGCUUCCACAUGAAAUCUUCAAGUGAGGCGCAAUGUUACAAAAAGAUACUUCAAGAGUACACAGAGGCGGGAAACACAGACUUACUCCUGACCGCCACAUUGGAAAGCGCAGGAAAUAGCGCAAUGGAAAUGGUGAAGGAUAAACGUGGUGCCCUGAAUAAUCAACCCUUAAUGGCAGAAGUUCUCUUUCUUGUUAGUAAAGCAGCUGAGAGGUUCACUAAUAUUGAGAUAAAACGAAAAAUGAGCGACAUUGCAACGAAUGUACUCCGAAACAAUGAAGCAUCUAGUCCACCAACUGUACUUGGUUUCUCGCAUUUUCAUACCAAUCUUCGUAUGUUAACUAAUGAUGACGGGAAGGACCCAGAGAAAGAACGCCGAUUCCAAGAACUCCGCAAAUCUUUUCUCCAGAAGAGAGUUAGAAAUUCCGAUUUGAGUUCUGAAACUUCUGCCCCACUCACAGCUAACACACAGCACGGCGCACAAUGUCUCCUAGACGCAGUUCAGGCUGAACAACGCGAGCUCGCUGUCAGGAUGAAACUUCUAGGUCCAAAUGACGCAAGCACAGCUGAAAGUUAUUACUCACUUGGGGUUCAGCAGUACGCCAGUGGUAACUUUACUUCAUCUCUAGAGUCUUUCAUGGGUGCUCUUACAAUUAGACUUCAAUAUUUUGGCAAAAUACACCCUGGAACAGCUGACUGUUAUCACUCAUUAGGGGUCACACAACUUGCAUUGGGCGACCUCCCCUCUGCUUUUCAGUCUUUUCAGUCAGCGCUUGACAUUAGACUGAGUCUUCAAGAAAAACAUCCAAACACAGCUAGCACUUACCAUUAUCUGGGAGCCACUCAACUUGCCAUGGGUGACUUCAUUUCGGCUCGUGAGUCGUUUCAGCGUGGUUUGGACAUUAGAUUAAGUAUAUUUGGAGAGGUACACGUUAGCACAGCUGAGAGUUACCACUCCCUCGGAAAUGUGGCUCACUCAGUGGGGGAAUUUUCUUCAGCCCUUCUUUUAUAUCAUCGUGCCCUCGAUAUUAGACGGAAUAUGCUUGGAGAGGUGCACACAAAAAUAGCUGAGAGUUACCAGUCUGUAGGAGAAGUACAGAGCUCAUUGGGGGACCUUACGUCAGCCCUUCAAUCUCAUCAGUGUGCUCUGAACAUCUGGCAGAAGGUUCUUGGAGAAGAACAUCAAAGCACGGCGCAGAGUUACCAAUCCCUCGGAGAUACCAAGCUUUCAUUAAACGAGAGGGAAUCUGCCCUAAAGUUUUAUCAGCUUGCUCUAAACAUCCGUGUAAAGGUAUUUGGUGAAGAACAUCUACGCACUGCUGAUAGUCAUCACUCGAUGGGAGAAACAUAUUUGGCGCUAAAUAAAUUGGAGUCCGCCCUUCUUUCCUUUCAAUGUGAGCGUGACAUCCGUCUUAAGAUGGUUGGAAGAGAACAUCCUAGCAUUGCCAGAAGUUAUCAUUCCAUAGGUGACACAUAUUUUGCUUUGAAUGACUUGAUAUCAGCCCUACAGUCCUUUCAGUGUGCACUAGACAUCCGUCUAAAGGUAUUUGGAGAAGAACAUUCGAGCACAGCUGACAGCUACUACUCCCUUGGAGAAACGUUUUAUGCUCUAAAUAACGUCACGUCAGCUCGUGAUUUCUUUCAGCAUGCGCUAUCCACCCGUGAAAAAUUGUAUGGAGAGGAACAUCCAGAUACAGCUGAAAGUUAUUAUACUCUUAGUGUCACAGAAUACGCUGGAGGGAACUACAAUUCUGCUCUUCAUUUCUCCCAGAAGGCACUUGAUAUCAGCCAUAAGUUAUUUGGAGAAGAUAACCAAGACACAAUCGAAAUUUACGAAACAUUAGGUGCCAUACAUUGUCACCUUGGCGACUUCAGUUCUGCCGCUCAGUCCUUCCGACAAGCUCUUGCCAGUGGACACAAACUGAUCGGAAAAGACCACUCGAGAACAGCUGAUAAUUACAACUCUCUUGGGGACACACAGAAUGCCAAAGGGGACUUCGUUUCAGCCGUUGACUCAUAUAAGAGCGCCCUCCAGAUCAAGCUUAAACAACGUGGAAAAUCACACAAAUAACGGCGCGAUUUACGUCCUCAUCAUCUCGGUAUGCAGCAUUAAACUGUAGGGAAACACUAUUUUGUGAACAGUUGAGUACAUUCUAAGUUAGACUAAGCUAGGUCUAGGCCAUAUUCUCAAUGUUAUGCAAUGUUUAGCGUACACUAUGUAAGUAACUUGCUUUUGUUGAUUUUUUCUUGUUCUUCAACACGGCUUGACGCAAACGUCACUUAAGGUGGCUCGUACCGGUUUUCAUCUUUUUGAUGGUUUGUAACUUUGAAAGAAUACAACAGAAAGACUGA
Messenger RNA from Stylophora pistillata, 8604 nucleotides. RefSeq lists its product as uncharacterized. The record is from RefSeq and is a predicted model, not a curated record. NCBI's taxonomy places the organism in Eukaryota, Metazoa, Cnidaria, Anthozoa, Scleractinia, Pocilloporidae.